AGCUGCAGAUCUAGAUCCUUUUAGAAGGUUGUGACAUCCAUUUAGUCGGUUAUGACUAACACUUAAAAGAAUAGCGUAGCACAGCACAGCACAAUAGAAACUAUUAGAAUGCAUCAAAUGUCACAAAGGCUCUCCUACCAGGAUGACGAAAAUCGGCAACUGACGCUCCUAGAGGAGGAUAAGAGGGACAUCCAGCAAUCUCCGAAGAGGGGUUUCCUCCGCUCUGCCUCACUAGGUCGAAGGGCCUCCUUCCACCUGGAAUGUCUGAAGCAACAGAAGGACCGAGGGGGAGACAUCUCUCAGAAGACAGUCCUGCCCUUGCAUCUGGUUGAUCCUCAGGUAGCUCACACUUUUGGACAGGCCACUGUCACCUGCCGGCAGGCCAGACAGUCCCCAGGGUGACAGACAAAUCCUGAAGACCUCAGCGGGUCUUCCCUGUCUCAAUGGCUGGCACAUCCAGGAGUCCAGGAGAAGCAGGUCUUUCCACGCCCAAGUUGGUAGCUUUCUGGGUAAGAACACUCUGAAAACGAGGACUCUGGAAGUUAUUUUGAGCCCCACAAGAUCAGAGAUAGCCACGUCCAAGCAUAUUUGUGUCUGUCCACAAGUGCAGCCUUUUAUUCAUUUAUUUCAAUAAUAAAAGAUGUGAGCUACAUGAAGGAGCCAAGGAGACAGUUCUCCACAGAGCCUAUUUCUACAAAAGAAUUUCUCUUAUAGCAAGAGUGCUAUGUACAGAAGUCAUCCAAAGGGUUGUGUAAAGUAACAAACCUUUGGAUGGUUACUUUACACCAUCCUUUACAAUAGGCCUUACAAUACACGCCCACCACUCCUAAAGGCAAAGAAGUAGAACACAUGUUUAGGAGAAGGAUAGAGUGGAACCCUGGUCAUCGGGGUUUUUAACUUCAUCAAACCAUCAUGGGAAAGGUGGCAAAGGAGGAUGAUGGCAUCUCCGUCCCUAGAGGCCUAGAAUAAUUGAAAUAUCAUUGUCAAGGAUUAGAAACGAUUCAGCAAAGAGGCCACAUAAAGGGCCUGCUGACUCCCAGAAGGCCUCUUUAGACCCCAGGGGAGGCAAAUACUUGCCGAUGGAGUCUGGGCCAAUUCCAUAUUUUAAAGAAGACCUGCCUCUGGGGCAAAUGUCAGCACAGAGGACUGGGAGGAGAAUGGAGGCAAGAAAAGGGCAUAUUUUGACUCCCUCUGUGUCUCUUCCCAGUUCAUGGAAGGACGUGUUCAGCUCACCCACCCACAGUGAUCAGUGUGGUGGAACCACUGGCAU
Symphalangus syndactylus (siamang) is the source of this 1270-nucleotide messenger RNA. Its product is annotated as voltage-dependent L-type calcium channel subunit alpha-1C-like. NCBI's taxonomy places the organism in Eukaryota, Metazoa, Chordata, Mammalia, Primates, Hylobatidae. The record is from RefSeq and is a predicted model, not a curated record.